UUUUGAACAAGAAAACAAACAACUCAAACAUGAUUUAAAAUAUAAAAGGAUUCAAAAUAAAACUCUUCAAGAUCAGUAUAAUGAUUUGGAAAAAGAAUUAAAACAAGAAAAGAAAAAAACACAAGAACUACAAGAAGAAUUAAAUAUUAAAGAAUCUUGUAUUAAUGAAUUAGCAGAACGUAUUGUAUAUUAUACUGUACAUUUUGGGCCAGCUUUUCAAGUUUGUCACAAUUUAUAUGAACAAGAAAAAUUUGAAAAAAUUUUAAAAGAACAAGAAGAAAAUGAGAAAAAAAAAGAAAUUGAUGUUUAUUUGGUAAACAAAGAAGAAAACAAGAAUGAAUUUAUUGUUAAUGACAAUGAAUAUGAUUGUUCAACAAAUUGGCAAAUUGAUGACAGAAAAGAAAAAGAAAUUAACAAUUAUUUAUUAAAUAAAGAAAAAGAAAAAGAUGAAUUUAUUAUUAAUAAUUAUAAUUAUUUUACUAAAAAAAUUGAUAAUUAUUCAACUAAUGAUUAUAAUUAUAAGGAUAGCAAAAAAUUUGAUGAAUUAAGUUAUAUCGAUUUUUAA
This is a messenger RNA of Racocetra persica, 565 nucleotides long. The record is from the annotation of a GenBank genome assembly. Lineage: Eukaryota; Fungi; Glomeromycota; Glomeromycetes; Diversisporales; Gigasporaceae.